This is a messenger RNA of Lolium perenne, 961 nucleotides long. RefSeq lists its product as uncharacterized. Lineage: Eukaryota; Viridiplantae; Streptophyta; Magnoliopsida; Poales; Poaceae. The record is from RefSeq and is a predicted model, not a curated record.
AAAUGGAUGGAAAGCCAUCGAGAAGCGGUCAACUUUUCCAUCCCCACUCCAAUACCCACACUAUAAUUAAUUGCUUACCCUGGAAAAAGCCAUGCAUACACCAUGACCGCGCGCGUUGACGAGGCGGCCAGACACAUCCCUCUAUAAAAUCCUCGUCCCCCUCGGCUCUCACCCGCUCACCGUGCCUGCUUCGUUCGCCAGUCGCCAAUCUCUCUCGAAAUUCUGAGGAGCAUCUCUGUCUAGCACGCGCGCUCGGAGAUGGUUGCGCCGAUCGCGGUGGCGUCGGCGGGGCUGGGGAUGCUGGCGGGGGUGGCGAUGGCCAACAGGUCCAUCAAGGAGGGAAGGCCUGCCGCGGCGGUGCGGUGGCCGCAGGCGCAGCCACGGUGCGCGACGUGCAGCGGGACGGGCAGGGUGGAGUGCCUUUGCUCGCGGUGGUCCGACGGGGACGGCCACGGGUGCCGGAGCUGCGCGGGCACGCAGAAGAUGCCGUGCCGGAGCUGCGGCGGCUCCGGGACCGGCCGCCGGGCGCCCGUGCGGAUCAGCACCUCCUCCACCAAGCCACGGUCGAGCAGGCGCUGAUCGGCUCCGCUGGCCAUCCGGCCCGUCGGUCAAGGCCGAUUUUCGUGCCUCCUCCGGGCUCCGGCAAGCCAUGGUCGAGCAGGCGCUGAGCAGCUCACCGGCCUGGCGAUCCGGCCCGUCGGUCAAGCCCGACUUUGGUGCUGGACUAGAAGGAGCUGUGACAUGUUUAGAUCAGAUUAGAAAACUGGCAGGUUGAAUAUAGCUAGUUAAUUAGUACAGCAGUAUCUGAAGGUAUCUUGGUACUGGUUGAAUCGAUCGGCUGAAAUAUCUUGUGAUUUGCUUUGGGGUGCCAAAUUUGCUUUGAUAUCAGAGGUAGCUGAAAGCCUGAAAGAAUCGAGAAACUUCAACCUAACUGUUGUGAUGGUAAAUAUUUAUUUACCAA